Messenger RNA from Fraxinus pennsylvanica, 486 nucleotides. NCBI's taxonomy places the organism in Eukaryota, Viridiplantae, Streptophyta, Magnoliopsida, Lamiales, Oleaceae. The record is from the annotation of a GenBank genome assembly.
AUGGGAGACUGCAGAAGAGUGGGCGUGGCCGUUGAUUUUUCACCGUGCAGCAGGAAAGCACUUGAAUGGGCAGUGAAUAACAUUGUGCGAAAGGGAGAUCACCUGAUUCUAGUCACCGUCCAACACGAAGGCAAUUAUGAGAAAGGCGAGGCGCAGCUCUGGGGAGCUACCGGUUCUCCCUUGAUUCCUUUGAUCGAGUUCUCCGAACCCCAUACCAUGAAGAAAUAUGGGGUUAAUCUUGACCCCGAAACACUGGACAUUGUUGCUACUGCUUCUAAGCAGAAAGAGAUAACUGUGCUCCUGAAAGUCUUUUGGGGAGAUGCUCGAGAGAAGUUAUGUGAAUCUAUUGAUAAUAUUCCUCUCGAAUGCCUUGUCAUUGGAAACAGAGGCCUUGGCAAAAUUAAGAGGGCUAUUAUGGGCAGUGUGAGUAAUUACGUUGUCAAUAAUGCUACUUGUCCCGUUACCGUUGUGAAGAUCCAUGAUUAG